Capsaspora owczarzaki ATCC 30864 is the source of this 621-nucleotide messenger RNA. RefSeq lists its product as hypothetical. The transcript has a single exon. Lineage: Eukaryota; Filasterea; Ministeriida; Capsasporidae. The coding region runs from base 35 to 532 and encodes 165 amino acids. The record is from RefSeq and is a predicted model, not a curated record.
UCUCUUCAGCAAACUCAAAGCCUCUUCCACAAACAUGUCUUGCCCGAAAGACUACAUCGGCGAAAGCCACAAGAAGAUUGAACGCUCUGGCUCGCUGAAAAAGCAGGGUUCGGUCGCCGGCGAGACUGAUGCGGCUCACAAGUUCAGCUGGGGCACGCUGAACGUGAUCGAGACGCAUACGCCUGGUGCUCCCAUGGGCGAGAAGGCUCGUCGGGAGCUGACCGCCAAGAUGAACGCCGCAGCCAACCUUCGCAUCAAGUCGAGGACCGGCAACCGCAGAACGGACGAGCGCAACGAUGGCAAAAUGGUUCAGCACUUCUUGAACAAAACACCCAUCCGGUCUCGUCAGGUUGUUGCACGCGCGGAACAGGCCUUCUCUGGCGCCAAAACCCUUCCCAACCCCAAGUACGCCACUGCGCUUGGCAAAAUGAAGGUUCAUAACGCAGCCACCGGUCGCUCGCACACCCUCAAGAACCAUCACCAGCACAAGCCGAGGGCUCAAACAAAAUUGACCCCCAGCCGCCGUCGUUAGACAGGAUCGUUUGGGAUCUGUGGGAAACGAACAUGCACACAGCUGUUGUAAACUGCGCCCAUCCCUGCAGGAGUAUAUCCUCAAUAAAC